AUGGAGAGAUACACCUUGCCGCUUAACUCAACCUCUGUUCUUGCACAACUCCCCUUCAAUUACACAGUUGAUGCCAACGCCUCUUUCAAGCCUUUCAGUGUGUUUGAUGGCUGUGAUAUGUACAUCGAGGCAAUUCUGUUUGACCUUACCUUACAAAUUAUCAACGUAAUCGUGGGGAUUCCUGCCAACCUUCUUGUUAUUGCGAUUCUCAUCCACAAUCGCAAAGAACCGUCCACUUCGGACCUGUUCCUGGGCUGCCUGGCCUUCAUGGAUGCUUACUUUGGCUGCAUGACGCCCCUCAGCUUCUUAAAUCUUUUCCUCUUGCAAAGCAAAGAGUUGUGGUCAGCGAUUAAGUUUUCCUUCGGCGUGAAAGACACCAGUGGCCCGCUGUUUCUCUCUUGUAUCUGCUUGGAUCGAUUUGUGGCGGUGGUCUUUCCGAUCACGUUUGGGCAGCUGAAGUCCAUCAAGUACAGGUUAAGCCUCACCCUGCUGGUACUCUGCCUCACCUUUGCCUACUCUUCUGCCAAGAUGGUGGGCGGUCUCCCCAACUUCGAGAAGGUGUUCACUGGUGAGGUCCUGGCAGCUUUCGCCUGGAUGGUGGUGUGCAAUGCAAGCAUCUUAUGGGUCCUGAAGAAAUCCAGUGGCGUUGGGAAAGACGAAAUGCACCCGAUGAAGAAGAGGGCAUUCAAGAUGGUGCUCUCCAUCCUCUGUAUCAUUGUGUUCAACUAUUUGCCUCUUGUUGCACUGUUCCCGUUCGAAGACCAUUACACCCCUGAAGUGUUUCGUUGCUAUGUGCAGCCCACCGGCUUUGCUUUUCUCAACAUCAGCAGCACUAUCCAACCACUUGUCUACCUGUCCCGUCUGGAGAAGGUUCCUUUCCUCCCGGAAGCUUUUAUUAAGAAAUGUACUUCCUGCAUCAGCACAGGAAAAGACACAGAAGUCUCUGAACCAAAGCCAUCUGCUUAG
Poeciliopsis prolifica (blackstripe livebearer) is the source of this 966-nucleotide messenger RNA. Its product is annotated as G-protein coupled receptor 183-like. Gene Ontology annotation, molecular function: G protein-coupled receptor activity. The coding region runs from base 1 to 966 and encodes 321 amino acids. NCBI's taxonomy places the organism in Eukaryota, Metazoa, Chordata, Actinopteri, Cyprinodontiformes, Poeciliidae. The transcript has a single exon. Gene Ontology annotation, biological process: positive regulation of Rho protein signal transduction; phospholipase C-activating G protein-coupled receptor signaling pathway. The record is from RefSeq and is a predicted model, not a curated record. Gene Ontology annotation, cellular component: membrane.